UCAGUGACAGGUCUUCACUUAGAUCUCGCUCUCGAUCUAUUGUGGAAGCCACACGAAGUAUCACGUACGACCGACAACUGUCACCAGAAUGGAUUUCGCACAACUGUCCAGGAAUAUUUCGCAACGUUAUUCCAUUUCUUCUCUCAUUGCUUUUGGGGUUCUUCUCGUUCUGACCAUCGUGCUUCUUCACCAAGAUUCAAGAAUAGGGAAAAUCGAAGAGAAAUCGAAAACAAAUCGUUUCAUCUCCAAGAAAUCUCUCGACGAUAAACCUGAUGACACACCAAAACCCGGUCUCGGAUCAUUGUAUACCCGGUGGGGCAGAACAAGUUGUCCUCCUCAUUCAAAACUUGUAUAUGAUGGUGUGGCUGGUGGAGAAUUGUAUGACCACACAGGUGGCGGAAGUAAUCUCUUAUGUCUACCUAACGAUCCUAUUUGGGCCAAUUAUACUACCGGAGUUGAAAAAGGUGGUUACAUUUAUGGCAGUGAAUAUCAACUAGACCUGUACCCAAUUAAUAAACUCUUUUCUUUUGCUAACGCUAAAUCACUUCAUGAGCACAACGUUCCGUGUGCUGUCUGUUUGACACGACAACCUGCUGUUGUUAUGAUGUUACCAGCCAGGACACAGUGUUACCCUGGUUGGACAACUGAGUAUUCCGGAUAUUUGAUGGCCGAGCGUCAUAGCCAUAAGGGCAGACAUGAAUAUGUGUGUGUGGACUAUGCACCAGAAGCUGAUCCAGCUGGUUACAGAAACGAAAAUGGAGCUUUAUUAUAUUUCGUUCAGGCUGUUUGUGGUUCAUUGCCAUGUCCACCGUAUGUCAAUGGUCAGGAAUUAACCUGCGUUGUGUGCAGUAAAUAUUGAAUACAAAUUAAAUUCGGUUCCUUAUGAAAAUAUGUCUGUGAAAUGCAAGAAACAAAAUAAAUUUUUACCUAUUUUCUUUAAAUUAUGUCUAUCGUUAAAAUAAACAGAUGUACUAGUUUUCUGAAAAUAUUGAAAACUAUACAAAAGAGGCGUCAUAGAAUGUGAAAAAUAUCCCCAUAAAACGAUGUAAACCUAUUGGAAUAAUUCUAAAAACCAUUUUGUAAGAUUUCAGCUUACCAAAUUUAACGUUGAAAUAAAAUGUUAUUUCGUUUAACAGCA
Messenger RNA from Octopus bimaculoides (California two-spot octopus), 1138 nucleotides. Its product is annotated as short-chain collagen C4. The record is from RefSeq and is a predicted model, not a curated record. Lineage: Eukaryota; Metazoa; Mollusca; Cephalopoda; Octopoda; Octopodidae.